GGUCGAUUGUUUAUCGGUGGACAUCAACUGCGUUUACGAUGUGGUGUACCCCAGGGUUCUGUUGUGAACACCAGUGAAACACCAUUAUACGACGAGUUUGCUUUAGAUCAAGCUCCUUACAUACCUUGCGCCUCGAUUUUGGUUCGCCUACUCCCUUACACGAAGGAACCCAUUUUUCCCGCACCUUAUCGUGAACGAUGCUACCGCUCGGCCGAGUCGAAACCGAUCCCUGUGGAGUGGAAAAUAUAUCGUCUUUUUGAAUCGGACAACGAUAAGGAUGUUACAUUCCGUCGUGUUAUACGGGAAUUGCUGAUGCGUGAAAAUGUCAAAACAGAUCGUGAGUAUCGUCCACUGUUCAAUCAGCUAAUCGUAUCUGUAAUUCCCGUAUAA
This is a messenger RNA of Echinostoma caproni, 390 nucleotides long. Lineage: Eukaryota; Metazoa; Platyhelminthes; Trematoda; Plagiorchiida; Echinostomatidae. The record is from the annotation of a GenBank genome assembly.